This is a messenger RNA of Linum trigynum, 2743 nucleotides long. Lineage: Eukaryota; Viridiplantae; Streptophyta; Magnoliopsida; Malpighiales; Linaceae. The record is from the annotation of a GenBank genome assembly.
UCUCCAUUUAAUACUUGUUCAGUUGCUCCAUACAGAAGAAGACAGGACAGGACUAUUUCGUGAGAGAGUUUAAUUAAAACUAAAACCAGACCUUUGCCAUUUUUCCCUCUCACCAUCUUCUUCAUUCUUCCCAUUUUUCCUCUUCCAGCCAUUACCCAAAACGGGUCUGGCCUCCCUGAUGAAAGUUCCUGACAACUUUUUUUUUUUGCAACCUUGUCGGUUUUCUUUAAGAUGGAGCUUGUUAUCAAGUUUUCUUCCCCACCAUUUCACUACCAAGCUUGCCUUGUCAUUGUUACCAAACCACAAAAUGGGUAAUGCAACUAGCUAUCAUCCUGUCCCCAUCAACGAAGAUGUCCUUCCUCAACCUCAAGUCAACAUCUCGGUGGCGGACGAGCAUGAAGCUGGUGAAAAAUGCUGCACCAGCUUCUACAAACGAUUCGGAUGGUUCCACUACAUCGCAGGGGCAAUGGCUGUUAGGGAAACAGUAUGGAAUAGAACGAUUGAAGAAGUGAUUAGAUCACUCUCCUUAGAGUAUUUAUUUGCCCCCACUACUUCGUUGCCGGUAGGAUUUAGGCAAACCACCCCCAGGAGUCCCUCCAAUCAAAUUCAGAAAGCAGCACCUUUCGUGACUUCUGUGUUUGUGUUUUUGGAGAAGGAAAAACAAGGAAAAGAAGAUGAACGUUGGAAGAGAAAUUCGGCUGCAGACUUGUAUAGUGAAAAUGGCAGUUCCCUUUCGAAGGGUUACGUCAUUUCACAAAAUUCAAAAUCAAAUAAUUACAAAAGUAAAUUGAAACAAAAGCUAAACAGUAAACCCAAGUCAUCCGCUCACAAGGGAAACAAAGAAUGACCAAGUCAAACAAUAUAAAGAAAAAUUCAACAGAAAAAACAUAUAAAGAAAAGGAAAAACAAAUAUGACACUUCUCCAUUUAAUACUUGUUCAGUUGCUCCAUACAGAAGAAGUCAGGACAGGACAGGACUACUUCGUGAGAGAGAGAGAGAGAGUUUAAUUAAAACUAAAACCAGACCUUUGCCAUUUUUGCCUCUCACCAUCUUCUUCAUUCUUCCCAUUUUUCCUCUUUCAGCCAUUACCCAGAACAGGUCUGGCCUCCCUGAUGCAAGUUCCUGACAACUUUUUUUUUUUGCAACCUUGUCGGUUUUCUUUAAGAUGGAGCUUGUUAUCAAGUUUUCUUCCCCACCAUUUCACUACCAAGCUUGCCUUGUCAUUGUUACCAAACCACAAAAUGGGUAAUGCAACUAGCUAUCAUCCUGUCCCCAUCAACGAAGAUGUCCUUCCUCAACCUCAAGUCAACAUCUCGGUGGCGGACGAGCAUGAAGCUGUUGAAAACUGCUGCACCAGCUUCUACAAACGAUUCGGAUGGUUCCACUACAUCGCAAGGGCAAUGGCUGUUAGGGAAACAGUAUGGAAGAGAACGAUUGAAGAAGUGAUUAGAUCACUCUCCUUAGAGUAUUUAUUUGCCCCCACUACUUCGUUGCUGGUAGGAUUUAGGCAAACCACCCCCAGGAGUCCCUCCAAUCAAAUUCAGAAAGCAGCACCUUUCGUGACUUCUGUGUUUGUGUUUUUGGAAAAGGAAAAACGAGGAGAAGAAGUUGAACGUUGGAACAGAAAUUCGGCUGCAGACUUUUAUAGUGAAAACGUCAGUUCCCUUCCGAAGAGUUACGUCGUUUCGCAAAAUUCAAAAUCAAAUAAUUACAAAAAUAAAUUGAAACAAAAGCUAAACAGUAAACAAAAGUCAGCCGCUCACAUGCGAAACAAAGAAUGACCAAUUUAAACAAUAUAAAGAAAAAUUCAACAGAAAAAACAUAUAAAGAAAAGGAAAAACAAAUAUGACACUUCUCCAUUUAAUACUUGUUCAGUUGCUCCAUAUAGAAGAAGACAGGACAGGACUACUUCGUGAGAGAGAGAGAGAGAGAGAGUUUAGUUACAACUAAAACCAGACCUUUGCCAUUUUUGCCUCUCACCAUCUUCUUCAUUCUUCCCAUUUUUUCUCUUCCAGCCAUUAACCAAAACGGGUCUGACCUCCCUGAUGCAAGUUCCUGACAACUUUUUUUUUGCAUACUUGUCGGUUUUCUUUAAGAUGGAGCUUUUUAUCAAGUUUUCUUCCCCACCAUUUCGCUACCAAGCUUGCCAUGUCAUUGUUACCAAACCAGAAAAUGGGUAAUGCAACUAGCUAUCAUCCUGUCCCCAUCAACGAAGAUGUCCUUCCUCAACCUCAAGUCAACAUCUCGGUGGAUGACCAGCAUGAAGCUGGUGAAAAGUGCUGCACCAGCUUCCACAAACGAUUCGGAUGGUUCCAAUACAUCGCAGGGGCAAUGGCUGUCAGGGAAACAGUAUGGAAGAGAACGAUUGAAGGCGUGAUUAGAUCACUCUCCUUAGAGUGUUUAUUUGCCCCUAGUACUUCGUUUCUGGUAGGAUUUAGGCAAACCACCCCCAGGAGUCCCUCCAAUCAAAGUCAGAAAGCAGCACCUUUCGUGACUUCUGUGUUUGUGUUUUUGGAGAAGGAAAACCAAGGAGAAGAAGAUGAACGUUGGAACAGAAAUUCGGCUGUAGACUUUUAUAGUGAAAACGUCUGUUCCCUUUCGAAGGGUUACGUAGUUUCCCAAAAUUCAAAAUCAAAUAAUUACAAAAGUAAAUUGAAACAAAAGCUAAACAGUAAACACAAGUCAGCCGCUCACAUGGGAAACAAAGAAUGACCAAGUCAAACAAUAUAAAGAAAAAUUCAAC